AUGGCUGUGAAUCAUUGGUCUAAGGAGGAUAUUGAGCUGCUUGCUUCGAUUGAUUUUUGCAAACAACGGAAGGUGGAACCCAAAGAAAAUAGGCUUAAGUUCAUGAUUUUAUUGCGCGGCGUUUCCAAUCCUGAUGUAGUGAAAGACCAUCUAAUCGAACUAUGGCGAAAGUAUGGCUACCAGAGUGAAGAUACUGAUCAAACGAUAUCAUCAGUCGAUAUGCUAAGCAAAGGUUCCGCUUAUAUGGUCAAACUUCCAGGCGAAAUGCACAAAGCUAUUAAAACACGAGUCGACCAGCAUGUCAAUAAUGAGACAAGUCAAUUCAUCAUCAAACUGAUAGAAGACAGCGAAGAGCAGAAGAGAAACACGGGCCAGUCGAAAAAUGAUUCUUUGACAAAAGAGGAUGAGAGGGGAGUAAAGCGUGGAAAGCAACUGGAGAAAGCAGACAAUAGUCUUCCCCUUUCCAAAAAACCUCGCUUGAGUAAAGAUGAUUCGUCUGCAACAGUCAUUCAACAUAGCGCUGCGAGUGGAAGCAGGAAAUCCCGUCCCCCUGCUGAAAAGCCGGCAGUCACUUCGGCCGAAGCUACAGAUGGAGUUGCAACUUGCAACGGCAAGGAGAUCAUCCAAGCCAAGCCUCAAGUACCCCCGUUGGAUCCGUCAGACCAAGAAACAAAUGGAGAUAACUGGGCGAAACAUUGGAAAUCAGUGGAGAACAAACAUAACCGAGAAAUAGCUCAUAUUCAAGAGCUGUGGCAAGCAGAGGUCGAAAAGCUCAGCAUAAAGGAAGCUGAGGCGCAAGCAACGAUCAGAGAUCUAAAGGUACAAAUAAAACACCUGAAUGAAGCACGAAAGACUCGCGAAGAAGGAGAACGAGAGACUCACGAAAAGGAUGCGAACAUUUCGUUGGAGACCCGACAAUUUGAGGAUCUGGAGGAAAUAUACCGAUUGACCAAAGAGAAUAAAGAGAUACGCAAAUUUGCAACAUUUGCCAAUCUAGAUUUACCUGGAAGCCUACAUCUCGGACACGAUACGGCCGACGACGCGAUGGAUCAAAUACAAUUCGAGCUCUCCUCAAUUUCUUACCAUCGCAAUACUAGCCAGCAACUUUUCCCUAAAAUAUUUGCAAUGUCGGGGGACCUGCGCAACCUAAUACUUUCCGCUUUUGGUAGCGACAUCGAAACUGCCAGCGGAAGAAACGAUGUCGAGACCAUCAUGAAAAAGUUUGAUGCACACAUCUGCAUUAGAGUUUUUGUCUUGGCUGCGCUGAAAGACUGGGUAUUUAUGUCGAGUUUUCCGAACUUCGCACCUUCAAAUCCCCGUAUUUUGUUGAAUUAUAGGCAUAUUAUCUCCAGAAUAGGUGAGUGUCAUGCCAUUAAUAUUGGACAGAGGACUAAUCUUGUAGACGGGAAGGACAGACUAUAUAGCUUGGACAUGGCAGCUCAUCGCGCGAUUAUCGAGGGAAAAUGGUUCAAGGAAGAGUCGAUACCCAGAAGAGCCACGGAUUUCGCGGCGAGGUUGUCCAACGCAAUGGCUCCCUUGUUCGCAACCACAUCAGACAAUAUAGAAGAUGGACUAUUCCAUACUUGGGGGGAGCAUCCAGAAUGUUGGAAAGAUAGGCGAGCACAUCUGCAAGAAAUCUUCCAGACAGCUUUGACCUUGAAGGCCAAUUCUGUUAUCACAAAAUCUCGGUAUGAAUUCGUAAUCUACCCAGUGGGGACGACGUUUGUGGACGACAUCACAGCUAGGAAACACUCAAGUGGAUCCAAGAGUUGCAGUAGCUGGAUUCAUGCAUCAUUUCACAUAUAUGACACUGCAACCGGUGGGAAUAUCAAAGAAUCCGCCUUGGUACAGACACAAAAUUUCUUAAGGAAGACUGCCGAAGAAAGGAUCGGUGCAAAGUACAGCAAAGUUUUGUUGUUCCCAAAGAAAUCAUCUGAAGCCGUCUCCAGUCGUAUCACUGAGCUUGCGGAAAACUCGAAACCAGAUUGUAGAAGUACGGGGCAAUCGAGCAAGGGCGUACAGCUUGGUACAUCUCAACUUUCCACAGUCGCCAAUACUUAUGAUAGUGAUAUAAAGGCACACAAUUCUGUUGAAACCGAAGAUUUCUCAAACUCUGACAGAAGUGGAGAUCCACCUCUUCCAAGAUGCGAGCAAUGUGACAAAGAAUUCCCGGCUCUGGCUUCACUUCGUACGCACGAAAAGAAUAGAAGUUGUACAAAGUGCCCAGAAUGUGGCAGAAGAUUCAAUCGCGCCUCUACUCUGCGUAAUCACCAAAAAGCUGAGCAUAGCGAAUAUUGUAGGCCAAAACGUGGAGAGCAGAUGACCGAACUUUCUGCUGAGCCGAUACGCCCUCAGCCAAGCGCCAUGGUAGACCAGCAGAACAGUCGAUACCAUGAAGAUAUUUUAGCUGCUGUUGCCAGGACUUUCAGCCCAACUUAUCAGCGCGUUGAAACUCAACACAAAGCCCAAUUGAUUGAUACGCCACGGCCAGAUUCAAUCACAAAACCACAGACUGCGCCCGAGGAGAGUCAUCAAAAUAUACCACGCGAGAAGAGAAUUGAAACCGAAACCGUAGAUCCCAAACCGAAGUGCAGUCACUGCGAGAGGACCUUUGUGGAUAUAACUAAAUUGUAUCGGCAUCUUAAAUUGAGUGAGUUGUAUCGUGCAUAUAUGUGUCUAUCACUGACACAGGUAUCAGAAGUUUGCUCGCUUGAUUGUCUGGUUUGCAACGAAAAAUUCAACAGUCUGGAUGAUAGACGGCAUCACCAGCGUGCAGAACAUUCCAAAAUUCGAAAUUUGAUGGAAGGAGAGGGAAGAGUAGCACCCGAACCACAAACCCCAUCGGUUCCGCCCGAAAAACCCAACACAAAGAGUUUGACUCCUACGCGAACUCCAUCAACAACCGGCGCACGAAGUCAUGAUAGAAGUAGGUUGUCCCAUCACAUUGCCCUCUCAGCACGAUGGCUUGUCACUGACGAUAGCAAAGCUGGUAAAUCUCGCUAUAAGAAAACUCCUAGCAGAGAAACCGAGGGCUCAGAUGCAGACGACAUGCUCUCUCCUUCUGAAAUGGUGAAAGUAAAUCGUGCUCAAAGAAGAACUACAAGAUCUUCAAAUGGAGCUGAAAUGAGGAAUGGCUAG
Sclerotinia borealis F-4128 is the source of this 3138-nucleotide messenger RNA. The record is from the annotation of a GenBank genome assembly. NCBI's taxonomy places the organism in Eukaryota, Fungi, Ascomycota, Leotiomycetes, Helotiales, Sclerotiniaceae.